AUGCCUGUUGACUACAGCAAAUGGGACGCUCUCGAGCUGAGCGACGACAGCGACAUCGAAGUCCACCCAAACGUCGACAAGAAGUCCUUCAUUAGAGCGAAGCAGAACCAGAUCCACCAGCAGCGAAUCGAUCGAAAGCACCGCAUAACAACGCUCAAGUACGAGCGCAUAAUAAACGAUGGUCUGUUGGUACGAAUUGACGCCUUGCUCAAGGCUCUCGACAACCACAAGGCCGACAUCGAGGGAUCGAAAGAUGCAGACAGCGUGGACGAGGUUGUCUUCGACUGUCUGACCGAUGUCGCGGGUGAUAUGAGCCUAGGCGAGGACCAGCCUCCAGCACCGCCAGCUGGAGUACAUAAGAAUAUGGAGCAGCCAAGCUACAGCACAAUGAUGGGCGCACUGGUUGACCAGGUCAGGUCUGAGGUAGAGAAGACUGGCGCAGAAGGUCCACCGCGAUAUACGGCGUAUAUCAGAGAAGUUCAAAGUCACAAUCAGAAAGUGCAAAACUUACAGAAAGAUCUGGCUGCGGAACUCACCAAGCUGGAAAAAGAAGAGGGCAGCAAGAUCACCAGCGAAACGUACAAGACUGGUUUCGACAGCUCGCACGUCUCUAAAGCUAAGCCAGUGGACACGAGCAGCGCUGCUGUGAUCAAAACCGGCAAGCAGAGUGAGGCACAGAACGUUUCGAGCGUGGAGCAAAUAGGCGGUCCUCGUGACUCUGGUUCAGCAGCCGAUGUCGAAGAUCUCAGCCUGAACCCAGCCCGGGGAGAAGACGAAGAUGACAUGGAAUGCUCUCCACUCGCAAGAAAGUUCGGAAUGUUGGGCUAUGGAAACUACAAGCAAAGUCUAGAGUUCAUCGGCCAGCACCCACAAAUCCUAUCCGAGAAGGAGACAGAUGGCUUGCUGGUUGAAGCCUUCAAUGCUCAGACCAAAGCAACCGAUGCCGAGAAGAAGGCGGAAAAGAAGAAAGAAGAAGAUUACGCCCGCGGUUGCGUGCACCAAGCCCUCUUACUCCAAUACUGUCGCCAACUCGGCAAGGACGGUGUAGGCCUCUUCUUCCAACGCGUCCAAACCGCAAACCACCAAGCCCAAAAACUCUUCCUCGACGACGUCAACAACACUUACGCACGUAUCCGCGAACGAACAGCAGCACUCGCCAAGCAAGCUGCGGAAGAAGGCACUGGUGAUAAAGAACAAAUCCAACUUCACGCCGUAGACCCCAAUACCACAAUCAACAUCCUAACUCCGCCUCCUCUCGACCAAUGCCAAACAGACGAUGAGCGAGCAAGUCGUAGAAUUUUCGAGGGUUUCCCACCGGGUCUCCAGCGAGCACUCGAGAGUGGUAGUCUGGAUAAGGUUAAUGAGGUGCUGGGCAAGAUGAGCGUUGAAGAAGCGGAAGAAGUUGUGGAGCAGUUGGGGGAUGGUGGAAUGUUGAGUUUGGAGCAAGGGGUUAUUGAUGCUACGACUGAGGAGGGGAGGAAGCAGAUUGAGGAGAUUGAAAGGACGCAUAAGAUGCCUGGAGAACAGGGAGACGGUCGUGUCGAGGAAUCGGGGGAGGUGGAGGAGAUGGAUUGA
Molecule: messenger RNA, 1575 nt
Organism: Pseudocercospora fijiensis CIRAD86
Lineage: Eukaryota; Fungi; Ascomycota; Dothideomycetes; Mycosphaerellales; Mycosphaerellaceae
Exons: 1
Coding region: 1-1575 (524 amino acids)
Biological process (GO): protein stabilization; protein folding
Cellular component (GO): cytoplasm
Molecular function (GO): heat shock protein binding; protein kinase binding; protein-folding chaperone binding
Source: RefSeq, a predicted model, not a curated record